Messenger RNA from Bombus pyrosoma, 8317 nucleotides. It is a transcript of the gene bdg, whose product is annotated as sodium-dependent transporter bedraggled. Bases 2182 to 6747 code for a protein of 1521 amino acids. NCBI's taxonomy places the organism in Eukaryota, Metazoa, Arthropoda, Insecta, Hymenoptera, Apidae. The transcript is spliced from 14 exons. The record is from RefSeq and is a predicted model, not a curated record. Gene Ontology annotation, cellular component: membrane. Gene Ontology annotation, biological process: sodium ion transmembrane transport.
GUGAAUGCACGCAUCGGACUCUCCUUGCCGACGUUCGUUCUUUCUUCAGUGCGUGCCUUACGCCUUACGCGGAUAACGUAAAGUAUUUGUUUCUUUCACAUCAUCUACGUGGCGUAUUGUAGUGAAUAAUAUGCUUAAAUUCCUGGAUUACGAAAGGAAGUGAAAAGACUAAUAGAUACUUUUCAAAAUCGGUGAAAUCAACAAUGAAUGUUGAGUUUGCUGCAACUGUGCUAUUGAAAUCAUGUCAGUGCUCUGUUUGGUUUUUCGAGGGCCGACGUAACCAGUACCAAGAAUAACGGAUAAUAAUAAGUGUAAAACGGAUCUUGAUCUUAUUUAAAAAGAAUUGCAUGAUCAAAUUUGGUGACUCAAGUGUUCAUAGAUAUUUCAAAUACAGAUAAAAAGAAAGUUCUAAUAAAAGUGAAAAUUCGAAGUUUGGAUUAAUAAAUUAAAUGAGUUAUCAUUUAAAAAGCGAGAUUAUAAAACCAUAAUGAAUAAUGUAAUUAGAUAUAAUACCACUUUUAGAUGAAUCUAAAUAACUGGGCAAAAUUUGAUAGAAAAUAUUAAACUAAGCGCAAAUGUGUGUGAUUUCAAAGUAAUAACGACUAUUCCGAAUUUUGCAAUGUUGAACUUCUGUUUAUAAUAUAAUGAGUGUAUAAGAGAAGCUGUAUAAUAGAACAUAUAGAAUUUAUUUUUUUUUUUGUUCUAAUAGGCGCGCUUUGGGCCAAAUAAGCUUAUAAUAUUUUUAGAUGGCGUUAUCCUCAGUUAUGAUCGGUUUACAAAUUUUAGAGCAUUGCUAUAUUUUAAAAAGACAUCGAUAGCUUUCAUUUGUUUGAAAUAUACAUAUAAAUUUCUAUAUAUUAUAAAAUGGUGUAAGUAAGAGAUGUACUUGUAAUAUACAUCUCAUUUUAUUGUUUAAUAAACAAUUGAUUAAAUGACAAAAAUUUACAAGAAGAAAUGAAAUCGUUUAUCAACGUUUGCAAUGUUAUAUCUUUUGCGAACAGCUAUACUGAAAAUUCUAGGAUCUUAAUUUUCGGAUAUCCUUUCUGAAAAUUUACAUAAAAUUUACAAGAUAUGUAAAAUAUUCAAUAUUUUACUUUACAAGACUUCAAUCAUAAUUACUUUUAAACUUAAUUUAUUAAAUUAUAUGUAUUUAGUAUUUAGUAAAUUAAAAAAUAGAAAAAUUACAAAUAUGAUAAAAAAGAUGUUACAUGUGCUAAAUUUUAAAAUCAUGUAGCUGUUUUUAUGAAUAUGUAGUUGGCCUUCAAACAUUGACAGCUAUUACACGUUGUUUGUAUGUAAUAGAGGAUAUCAUUAGUAUGCUAGCUUAACCAUAUUUAUAAGAAAAAUGCAACUACUCUUAUACAAACGACAAAACGAGUAGAUCAUUUGUCAACAUUUUGUCAGUUUAUUUAUUUUUUAUUAUUAACUAUUGAUUGUACACUUUAUUAUUGAUAUUUUAUCGAGGAGAAUCAAAUAAAUAUUGUACAACAAGUAUUACAGGCUAUAUAGAUGUAUCUAUGUAUAAAAGCAAGUACACACACAAACACACACAUAGAAGAACAUAUUAAAUAUAUGUUUCAUGUUAAAUAAGAUUUCUUCAUAGAAAAAUAAUAUUGUGCGAGUACGUGAAUAAGGAAAAUGAAUUAGAUUAUUUGGCUAUAGUAUUGUUUUUAGGAUAUUGAUUAGUUUGAAUCUCUAUAAAAGCAUUCUGAAGUUGUUGUCCUGGUUCAUGAUUCACGAAUGAGAGUUAUAUAGAGCCGUAGCCAGCUGAGAAGGUCCGGUUACUGGUUACCUGUUACCUGGACAAGUGUGCUGGCAACGGGCUUGUCCUAAAGUAUCGACCGUGACAGUCGUUCCAGUCGAUUCCAGUCACAGCUUUUAGAUCGAUAGUUUUCCGACAAUAUCGAUCGAUAGCUUCCUUUUCCAAUCAUGCAUUCAUUAUUAAAAUAUAUAGAAGUGUAAAAAUUGUUAAAAAUGUUAAAAAGUACAAAAAUUGUUUCAAUUUAUUCUUUCUGUUACUAGUAUUUCUCUACGAGUUUUGUAAAGGGACAGGCGUCGGAAGAGUGAUAUUGCAGAAAUGCUUCUGUGUUCUUCCGUUCCCUAGUACUGAAGGAUAUGAAUCAAUUAAUGAAUGAAUCAUAUUUUUUACCAACUCUGAUAUGAUUAGUUAACCAUUACAGAAUGACUUCGAGCGAAGAUGGUGAUUUGAUCGAUCUUGGAAACGAUAGUUGUGUACCACGAGUAUCGAUUCAAGAAUCAUCGCCUGACGAGCAAGAACAUCUUCUCGAUGUGUGCCUACCGAAGUUAGAACAAGCUUUGUCAUUAACCAGGAAGCAAGAACAAGUACAAUGCAUAAAUGACAACGGUGAUGUAUUAGUCACGUUAGGCCACGAUCAAGUGGUACCGAUUCGUAAAAGAAUCGAUGUCGUUUCAUCCGAUACGAUAAAAAGAGUUCGUGACAUUACCAGGAACUUAGAACCAGUUAUAAGAAAGACUUGUUCCGACAUUAAUGAGGAGCAUCAAGACACGGUUGAUUAUGGAAGUUCAUCGGAUAACAAAGACGGACAUUAUUCUAGUGAAAAGCUCGAAGACGAUACGUUGGAGACACAGGAGAUCAAUGAUGCUUUCAAUUUUCUCACAGAACACGAUGACAACGAUGAUCCAGCUGAAGCGAAAUGUAACCGUUAUGACCAAGUUAUAAAUUCACAUGGACUGAUCCUAUUAACCACUCGUACCAUAAAAAACGAAGAUUUAUUGAAUUACCAUGGUAAAAGUGCUUCACAAGCACUAAACUGCUGGAAAGCAGACAUAGAUUUAAAUGAUUCAGCUUUUGAAUUAUGUUCGGGCAACCCUUCUGAAAGUAUUUCGAGGAAACCUAGAUCUGAUCCUGUUGAUUAUGAGCUUGGAGCGAGUAGCAUUAAUGUGGUUGAAAAUCAUUCCGAAGAACAAACGUUUGUACGAACAGCUAAAAGAAGAUCAUUUCAGCAUACACAUCGUAAAUCUUGGACGGAAGGAACUACACUGAAAAAUGCAACACAGGAUACAUUUUCUCGGUUCGAUAGGUCAACUAGUUUAAGAGGAUAUAAUUACGCGUCAUCAACUUCCAAUGGCAUUCAUCGGCAAUCCAGCUUUAUUUCGAGUUGUUCAACGGAGGAAGGAUUGGAAACGAAUGGAGAGGAUCAAGAGGACGGAUGUUCAGAAUGUUCGGAAGUAGAUUGGUCGUGGUUAGAGGAAGUAGAAUGUCCGCGGGCUACGGAGUCGUUAGCACCCGGUGUGGUUGGCGCGGUUCAGGAGAACACCGAAGGAGGGAAUGCAACCCCCACCAGUGAAAACGCAAGACGCAGGCGCGGUCGCGAGCAUCGUGCUACCGAGGCGGGCUGCAGUGCCGCGAUGUCUGUCUCCGGGACAGUAAAGUCCCUAGUGGUCGGUGGUUCGCGAUGGUUAACUUCCGAUCCGCCGUCCGACUAUAACGGCAAUAAUCAAGAUGAAAAUGUACGUUGCAAUGCGAGCAACGAAACCAUCGAUCGCGAAACACGUGACAAUCCUACGCUUGUUAAUUCUUGGGUACGGGCUUCGAUGAGACGUUUGCGUCAUUUGAGACUACCGGAAGAAACUGAACGGCAACGAAACAUUGAUUUGAAUAGUUGCCACGGAACUGUCGUAUCCGCGCCAAAUUCUUUACCAGAUAUCGCUUUAAUUGCUCCAGAGAUAUUGGCUGCCCAAACAAACGGUACUUCCGGCACCCUCCUUAGGCCAUCCAGCGCUCCUGUAAGAAAUUCGAAUAAUUCAAAUGUAGUGCCAUCGCGGAGAGGCGGAAGACAAUUUAGAGCAAGUCGAUCGCAAAGAACGCGAAGUCGCGACAUUACUUCGAGGCAAAGCAGCGUUUUAUCGUCGACUACGGGCAGUGAUACAACUGCUUCAGGAAUCACGACAUGCUCCAGCUCUUUUGGCGGUGCUUCUACGAGUCCACCUUCUAGCACGGCGACAAGUCCGCAACGCAUCGCUUCCAGACGAAUAUGUGACAGACAGAGAGACGUUGAUAGGGAUGAGGAUAGAGGAGAGGAUGAGGAUGAGGAUGCCAAUCCAUUGGGAAAAUGGCCACAUGCUCUUAGUCCAGCCUUGGCGUGUCUUAGUUGCACCCUUGGCCUUUUUAAUAUAAGUAGAUUUUCUAUUCUUAGUGUACAAUUCGGAGCAAAUUUCAUUGUACAGUUCCUGAUUUUGUCUUUGGUAUUGGGUAUUCCACUUUUGACGUUGCACGUGUGUCUCGGUCAAAGAUUGGCGGCUGGAUCCGUAGAUAUGUGGAAGAUUUCACCCCUCUUUCAGGGCGUUGGUAUAGCUCUUCUAAUUGCACAAGCAUUCAUCGGUAUCUACAGUAUCGUUGGUGUAUCCUGGAUGUUCGUCUACUUUAGAGACUCAUUUAUAACGAAGCAGGAUAAGUACCGAUGGGCAGAACCGUUUUCCUUGUACAGAGAAGAUAAACCUACACAGAAUAAUAGUAAUUUGCAUAAAUUAUAUGAGACAGUACCAGAUUAUUUUAGCGGAGUUGUCUUGCAAAGAAAUCAUUUAAACGAAUCAGAUCCCGGUGUCGUAACGUUAAAGUUUCAAGUGGCUUUCAAUUUAGCUGUUGUAUGGAUGAUCGUGUUCGUAUCAUUAAGCAAAGGUUUGAGAUCUUAUGGCAAAGUAGUAUAUGUUUUUACGUUGGUGCCUGUAUUUGGCACAUUAGUUCUUUGUACGAAAUUACUUGGCCUCACGCCACCAGGCUCUGUACAUCAGCUUUUUCCUGCCACUGUGUGGACUGAGUUUUUCAUUAAUGGCAAAUCGUGGGUAGCAGCAUCCAUCGAGGUUUUCCUCACUUGGGGAUUACUUGGUGCAGCUGCUAUGCAGAUAGCUGCUCAUAAUAAGCACAAACAUCUAUUACAACGAGACACGAGUCUAGUGAUCGUGUUAACUCUCGCAGUUCUACUUCUCGCAGCUUUUCUGGCAAAUACUUGCGUGCAAGUUUUGCGACAUCAUGGAUAUAUUUACAUACCUAGCUCAUUUGAAAGAAUAUCAUCGUAUAUGUUUAUGCGACCUGUGAACCAGCCGGCACCACCGGGAUAUAGCAGUACACCAGAAAGAUUUAUGGCACAUGCGUCGUUUAUUGUUGGAGAACGUGUAACUCGCCCCGGUGCAGACUUUAGUGCUGAAUCUGGUUAUCAAGCCUUGAGAUUUUCGACUGAAUUGGUUCCUGCAACGUUAGCGUUACUAGGCACUGAACAAGUGUCACCAUUCUGGGCAGUUCUUUUCUAUUUUAUUCUUAUUCUAUUUGGAAUAGCUCAACAGCUGGCAAUAUGGCAUUGUGUAAUAACUGGUAUUAUGGCGAUUAAUGCAAAAAUGAUGAAGUUAUGGGAAACUACUAUUACAUUCUUCAGUUGUGCUUGUGCUUAUAUACUAGGCUUACCCAUGGCUACCGAGUUGGGCAUACACGUCGUAUAUUAUCUAGACUACACAAUUGGUGGUACAUGGUGGAUAAUGAUCUUAUACUUGGUGCAAGUUGGUGCUGUAUUCGCAGUGCGCGGUCGUCCACAUAGUGGUGAAGCGGUAGUAGCCGAGUUGUUUCCUCCAACUGGUCGAUGUCUCAGACACUGGGCUGGUCCUCUUCUCUCAUUCACGUGGAACGUUAUACUGCCUGUUAUUCUUAUGGUACUUAGCAUUACAGUAUUUAAAAAUGCUGGAUUUCGAGAACUUUAUUCUUACCGACGUACCGCUAGAGAGUACUGGACAGUUUGGGCAAAACAACUCGGAGCUACGAUUCAAUUAGUACCAAUAUUGACGAUACCGGCAGUGGCGAUUAUACAAACAUGUCGAUACUUGAACAACGGUCCACCCGAUAUUUUUGAUAACAAUCAAGUGGAAGUUAAUAUAAAUCACUGCGAACAAUGUAAUGGUAGAAUUCAAUUAUUGUAUCGACCAUCUUUGGAGCCAGAUGACCCACGAGAUGCGCAAACGCAUACUGGAACCGAUAUGAGUACCAGCAUUCACGGCAAUGGUAUCGUACAUACAACGACAGAAGUACCAUUUGAAGAUCCACCGCCAAAAUAUACACCUCCUCCGAGUUACACUACAGCAACGGGAGCGAGAAUAGCAAAGAUGUUGCGGCAAAGUUUUCGAAGAAGUGUACGUCGAAUAGCGAAUGUGCUCGGUGAGAGCAGUACUCCGAGACAGAGACCGGCGCUACAACCUCCACCUCCUGAUUACGCCACUGUACUUGUAGAAAUGAAUCAAAGUAGGCAAACCCAAGAUGUAACAAUUCAUAUAGCUGAAGCAAGAAACGAAAACAUCAAUUCAAACACUCAAAGUAAUGCUACCGAAAGACAUAGACCUAAUACGAUAGAUAGAUCAACAAGAAUUGGUGUGGUAGAACGCUCGAUAGAAAGAACGCAUUCGACGCUCGAAAGACCUCGUCGACCUUGUAUAACUUCAUCGAGCAGUUCGAAUUUAACUGCGGCCGAUGUGGCUAAUUUACUUCGUAGUAGCAUUAGGAGAGGGACUACGCGAACUCAACAGUCCCUGCGUAGGAGUUUCUGCCACGACGAAUCAACGGUAGCAGCGUCCGUUGAAAAUCUAGUCGAGGCUGCAGCGCCGAUCGGUGAAGAAUCCUUGGUCCUUCCAAAGGACGUGUCUCUAGUCUCUAAUGAACAGGCUAACAGUAAUAGCGACGAUAAAAAGACUGCCGAAGAAACGGAUGAUUCCGUUUCUGUGAUAUAGACUAUAUCUUUCUUUUGAGCAUAUAUGAAGAAUAAUCUGAUGGUUAUUUAAUUUCUGCUGCAUAGUGUUACGGUGAUUUAUUCCUUGUUUAACUUGUAUUCAAUAUUCAUUUUCGCAAGCUAUUCUACGAAAGAUAAACAAGUUGCUGAUGAUUUCAUCGAUCAAUGAUCGAAAAAAUAAUUUUAUCUCUCAGACUGAAUUCAGUAUUUUCUAAUCUUGUCAUACUUGACAAAUAAGUGCAUAAUCUCAUCACUUUAAUUACCGUGACAAUUGUAUAACGCGCAAAUGAAGAUUGGAUAGCUAUAAGCAGUGAAACAUAUAAUAAACUCGUUUUGUUACUUACUACAAUAGAUAUCGAUUUUAUAUUGUGUAUGUUGAACCUUAUUGAGGUUCAAUUUGCUUUCAAUCAGUCUAUUUUAGCAUUUUGGCAUUUUCAAUCGAGACUGUGUAACUAAAAUAUUUAUGUAAUAUAUACUACUGUAAAAUUUUAAUAGUUUUAUGAUAUUAGUGUACAUACUAUUUUAACGAAUCAUAAAUUCGCUUAUUAAGCAUUUUCUUCAUUAACCAUGAUGGUUGUUUAAUGUUACAAUAAUAUAAUCCGUCCAACAUUCAUCAAAGCCUAUGUAUUAGUUUUUGUGCAAUGGUUAAGAAAUAUAUACGGCGUAUUCUUUUAUUUUAAAAUAUUGCAAAAAAGAAUCGCGGAGAAAACAUGUACUGCAAUUGAAAUUAUUUAUCAGAGAGUAUAUACAUAAAAUGAAUAAUCAUUGAACUAAUUGGAUAAAAAAGAGCGGAGAACUCCAAUGUUAUUUACAUAAUUAUGUAACAUAUAUAUAUAUAUAUAUAUAUAUAUAUAUAUAUAUAUGCGUGUGUGUGUGUAUUUUACCGUACAAAUAUUCUAAUAUUUCAUACGUGUAAUUGCUAUACCUGAUAUUAUGGACCAUAAUAAAAUUUUUAUGUUCUUUUUUAAAUUUAUAGUGCUUCUAUGACAUUUAAUUUAAUAGUGAUAAGAUUUAAACAACGUUCAUACUUUAAAUAUUGCAUAAUUACAGAAAUAGAUAUUAAUAUAAUUGAUCAAAGCAACAAAGUACAAAGCAUUUUAACGGUAUUCAUUUUACUUUUUUAAUAACUCUUGUAAAUCGUACAUUAAGUUUUUUAUUAGAUACCAUUCAAAUAAUAUAGAUUCUACAAUACAUUCGUACUUACACUUAAGCAAACACAAUGUAACUUUGUUACAGAAAGCGGUCUUUGAGUUUUAAACGUAUACAAAACUAAAUAAACUAUAUAUAUUACAAUCUCGUUAUUACAUCAAUUCUAAAACAGAUGUCUUACAUCUUUCUCAAUUAUGUUAAUUAUCAAGAAAAUGAUUCAUUUUAAUGCACGUUUACAAAAUAUUGUGCUAAGAAUUAUUUUGAAGCGAUAAAUAAUAGUCUUUGCUAUAUAUUCAAUUAGUAUAUUAGAAGAAACAGGCAAACUUUUUUUUUGUUGAUGACUGUGACAUUGACAGAAUACUAUACUAGCUUAUUGGAUCUCGUAAUAUUUAAUAUUUUAUAAAUAAUUAAAGAUGAACAGA